AUGGAAGAAGUCGUACCGAAAGAAAAGACUAGAAGGGCAACAGACGAGAUUGAGGUGAAAUUUCAUGUCAAACUCAAAUUCAAAAAGUUUGGGAUUAAGCCUUGCAAGCUUGAACACUCUCAUGAAAAAUUUUCUUGUUAUUCUCCAAAUUAUGCUGUUCUUAACAGAUACAGUACAAAAUACUAA
Saccharomycopsis crataegensis is the source of this 186-nucleotide messenger RNA. RefSeq lists its product as uncharacterized. Bases 1 to 186 code for a protein of 61 amino acids. The record is from RefSeq and is a predicted model, not a curated record. NCBI's taxonomy places the organism in Eukaryota, Fungi, Ascomycota, Saccharomycetes, Ascoideales, Saccharomycopsidaceae. The transcript has a single exon.